Molecule: messenger RNA, 897 nt
Organism: Phragmites australis (common reed)
Lineage: Eukaryota; Viridiplantae; Streptophyta; Magnoliopsida; Poales; Poaceae
Product: E3 ubiquitin-protein ligase At1g63170-like
Exons: 2
Coding region: 54-578 (174 amino acids)
Molecular function (GO): zinc ion binding
Source: RefSeq, a predicted model, not a curated record
CACACUACUUUGUACUUGACACGCCGAGAGAUCCCCGAGAGAUCGAUUCGACCAUGGUGUGCUGGAGAACUCUCCUGGUCCUCCUCCCUCCGUUCUCCGUCCUCCUCCUCGUCGCGGCGUGGUGCCACGUCCGCGUCUUGGCGCGCAACCUCAGCGCGUUGGCGCGCUCCCAGUUCGCGUGCCCUCCGACCGGCGGAUCGUCGUUCCGGUACCUCUCCGUGGAGAGCAAACACGCCAUCAGCGAGCUGAGGGUGGCGCAGUACAGCAAACGUCGACGCAGCUACGGCGGCUGCGACGAGGAGGAGGAGCCGGCGGUGGAGUGCGUGUUCUGCCUGAGCGGCAUCGAGGAGGGCGAGGAGAUCAGGGAGCUCAGGUGCCGGCACCUUUUCCACCGGGGCUGCCUCGACCGGUGGCUGAUGGCGCGGCCGCUUGCGACGUGCCCGCUCUGCCGCUGCCGGAUCCUGACGUCGGCGCCGUUGGAGGAGGACUACACCGACGACGAGGAGGACUUGGACUCGGACAUGAUGCUGUUCAUGGCCUGCGUGCACAGCCGCAGCAGUUGGUUCUGGCCGUCAUGAUCAACAUCCGGUCCAUGAUCUGCACGUGCCGGCGACGCAGCUUGUUGGUUAUCUUCAGGGCAACGUAUUGGACAAGAUUCUGGACUCUGUUGCAGCAUAAGGAAGAUAGGAUAAUAAUGCGCAUGGCUUGCUGUGUGUUGGAGACAUCUAUAAUGGAGAUCUUCGUCACACAUGGGUGGAGAUUUAAUAAUAGAAUAUGUCUUUGAUGAUGAAUGCUUCUCGUUAUUUAAACAUCUUUUGUAAGAGGGUGAGUCAUGUAUAUAUGGUAGAUACACAUCUGCAUCAUAUCCAUAAAGUUUGUUAAUAAUUGUAGGUCGCA